Messenger RNA from Henningerozyma blattae CBS 6284, 936 nucleotides. RefSeq lists its product as uncharacterized. The transcript has a single exon. The record is from RefSeq and is a predicted model, not a curated record. Bases 1 to 936 code for a protein of 311 amino acids. Lineage: Eukaryota; Fungi; Ascomycota; Saccharomycetes; Saccharomycetales; Saccharomycetaceae. Gene Ontology annotation, cellular component: cytosol. Gene Ontology annotation, molecular function: aldose reductase (NADPH) activity.
AUGUCUGCUGCUUUGAAAAACUGUACUGCUACCGUUAAGUUAAACACUGGUGCUAACAUUCCAGCUAUUGGGUUGGGUACAUGGAGAUCUGAAAACAACGAUGGUUACGAUUCCGUCAUUGCUGCUGCCAAGGUUGGUUACAGACAUAUUGAUACUGCGGCUAUCUACGGUAACGAAGAUCAAGUCGGUAAAGCUAUUAAUGAAUGUGGUGUUACUCGUUCUGAAUUAUUUGUUACCACCAAAUUAUGGGGUACCCAACAACGUGAUCCAGAAACUGCCUUGAACCAAUCCUUAAAGAGAUUAGGUUUGGAUUAUGUUGACUUAUAUUUGAUUCAUUGGCCAGUAGCUUUUAAGACUGAUACCAUCAAGGAUGGUAACCUUUUAACUAUCCCAAAGAAAGACGGUGAAGCUGAUAUAGAUUAUCCAGAAUGGAACUUCAUCAAAACUUGGGAAUUGAUGCAAAACUUGUUAAAGACCGGUAAGACCAAAGCUAUUGGUAUCUCUAACUUUUCAAUUAACAAUAUUAAAGAGUUGUUGGCUGCGCCAACUACCACUGUGACUCCAGCUUGUAACCAAGUUGAAGUCCAUCCUUUAUUACCACAAGAUGAAUUGAUUGCUUUCUGUAAAGAGAAGGGUAUCGUCAUUGAAGCUUAUUCUCCAUUAGGUGGUAUCAAUGCUCCUGUCUUAAAGGAUGAAACCAUUAUUGAAAUUGCUAAGAGAAACAAUGUCGAUGCUGGUCAAGUCGUUACCAGCUGGCACGUACAAAGAGGCUAUGUUGUCUUGCCAAAAUCCGUCAAAGAAAGUAGAAUUAUUUCUAACUUAAAGACUUUCACUUUAUCUGAUGAUGAUAUGACUAAGAUUAAUAACUUAGUUAAAGUUAAGGGUGAAAAUAGAACUUGUGAUUUAGGUAUUAAGGGCUUUCCAAUGUUCCAAUAG